AUGUGGAGACGUCGCGACAAGACCAAGUCAGAGCUUGAAAAGGGUGAGGGAGCCCUCGGCUCACAUGAACUUUUCGUGAAGCGCCCCGAGAAGGCUGUAGUGACCCAGCCAGCUAGCGACGCCGCAAGAUCUAAACCCCAGGGCCCGUCUGUUACGUUCACACCAGCCACGCCUCAGCCUGGAGAAUUCAGUCAAAAAUCACGGUUAAACAGUGGUUCCGAGUGCACCCUCACGGCCGACUCCCCAGUCGUCAUGGUCUCACCUUAUCGCAAUGUCAAAGAGCACUGCUCAUCUCUCGUGACCUUCUCCAAGGACCAAUUGAUACGGAUGGACCACAACAAGCAUUACCUCGAGAUCGACCUCCUUCGACCCGAAAGUGGGGUCGACAUAUUCCCGCCUCAAGACCUUUCACCGCUGUGCCUCUACCGAGAACUGCGGUCCCUGAAGAUCACCGGCAUGAUGCAGUCGUAUCAGUCGUACAUUUGGCUCGUGGUGUGGCUGAACCCUCAAUUAAUAGAUCUGGCGUUAGAAAUGGCAGGAGAAGCAGGACCCUUGGACAAGAAGGCCAUUGCCGAAGCUCAGGAGUAUGCGCAAUGCAAGCCGACAAUGCGAGAAGUCGCGCAGGGCAAGACUAAGACGGAGGUCCUCAAGGAAUUUCACAUAGUUAAUCUGAGCCUGACGAACUUUGUGGUGCACGGAGAAUCCUUCGAGUGGUUCAGUGACCAAUAUUUGCAAAACGUGCAACUCCAUCGAUGCAAGGAUACAGAUUUUGAGCUGCCGAGCUUGAUGCAGCGUCAUACUAGCAGUGAAAGAUUUGGUAAGGGCGAAGCUGCCAUGGAGUCCAUCAAAGACACGAAGGAUCGAAAACGCGUGGCGGGGACGUGGCAGCUUGACCUUGCUAGUCACGAAUUCAUCAGGACUUUGGUGAAAUUGAAACCAGGCCUGAAGCGACUCGACGCUGUGUUGAGGGAUGCUAGCCUGUUGACCAUGGACUAUGCCGAAAUGGAGGGCAACGAAAUCACUAUAGCGGUCAACGUUGUGCCGUUAGCACUGAUUACGAACUCAAUGAAACUACAUGAUGUCGCCAAGUAA
Molecule: messenger RNA, 1092 nt
Organism: Letharia lupina
Lineage: Eukaryota; Fungi; Ascomycota; Lecanoromycetes; Lecanorales; Parmeliaceae
Exons: 2
Coding region: 1-1092 (363 amino acids)
Source: RefSeq, a predicted model, not a curated record